Molecule: messenger RNA, 1232 nt
Organism: Fusarium redolens
Lineage: Eukaryota; Fungi; Ascomycota; Sordariomycetes; Hypocreales; Nectriaceae
Product: ribonucleotide reductase inhibitor-domain-containing protein
Exons: 1
Coding region: 461-1117 (218 amino acids)
Cellular component (GO): nucleus; cytoplasm
Molecular function (GO): ribonucleoside-diphosphate reductase inhibitor activity
Source: RefSeq, a predicted model, not a curated record
AAACGCGGGAUAGCAGUGCCCACAGUGAGAAAUUGCUGUUAAAUGAUUGGACUGUCAAGGCCGCUUUGGGAUCGUCCUCGUCUUGCGGCAGACAGGGGGGCUUCACUUUCUUGACCCUGUUCCUUUUCCUCACCCCAGCAACAAGCCAAUAUUGGCCUUCGACUUGUUUCGCCCAAAAGCCCCCUCUUCGCUUUGUUCUCUUUUUGAACCCUUGUUUUCUCCCCUCGAUUGCGACGUCAUUCAACUUUUUACAAGACCUUACCUCUCUUCAAUUUUGUCCAUUGACACACUCUCCACUCUUAAACUCUUGAACUCUGUUUCUGUACUUGACUUUCUUGUCAGUCGUUGCUUACUGCGAUCGUUUCUGCAACGUCAUUCUAUCAGCGCAACAACAGUUGACGAUUCUUACUAAACCAGUCAAGCCUACAACUUCACACCAACUUGCUUCAAAACUGUCAUCAUGUCUACUCCUCGUAUCAAGCGUCAAUUCGCUGGCGCCUCUGCCGACCCAUCUCAACGUCAAAUCACUUCCUUCUUCAAUACCAGAUCAUCCGAUGAGUCUGCAAUUGCUGAGGCCGACAAGCCCAUGCAGCCUCCUCUUCCUUCAAACGUCCAGGCCAAUCUACUCAGCGUUGGUAUGCGAGUCCGCAAGUCCGUACCCGAAGGCUACAAGACAAAGGGCACCAGUGCUUUCAAGCUGUGGACAGACAAUGCACCUAUCAACACUUCAACUCCUACUGCAAAGCCACCUGGCAAGGGUGCUUCCCGAGAACUUCUCCCCUUCUGCGGAAUCAACAAGGUUGGCGGUCUCGAUACCCAGCCUGACUUCGGGGAUGAUGUACCAGAUCUCGAUGCCAUUCCCGAGCUCACCAUGUCACAAGAGAGUGCGGAAGGCGAGUCAUACGAUGGUUCUCGAAAGCGUAUUUUCGAUGAGGAUGAUGAUGAGCUUGACUCAAGCUUUGACAUGGGCAACCACGGAAACCCUCGAGUCAUGGCUAUUCCAGUUUCACGAAAGGGUGCCGGCUUAAGGGGCUUCGGCCAGGAUACCCGCAACUCAGGAUCUGAUUUUGAUGAGGCCGAUUUCCUCGUCAACCCCGAGAUGAACCUGGCCAACUAAGCUAAAGUGUUGUUCAUUGGCUCGAACAGAGCUUUGUAUGUUUCUAUGUUCACUAUGGGCUAUGUCGCGGUGUCGCAAGCUUUGGGUCAGGCGUUCAGGAUUAUGGUAUAUUAAU